Messenger RNA from Thermothielavioides terrestris NRRL 8126, 1200 nucleotides. RefSeq lists its product as uncharacterized. The coding region runs from base 1 to 990 and encodes 329 amino acids. Lineage: Eukaryota; Fungi; Ascomycota; Sordariomycetes; Sordariales; Chaetomiaceae. The record is from RefSeq and is a predicted model, not a curated record. The transcript has 5 exons.
AUGUACUCUUCUGCCGACGGCAAGUCUGUCACAGUGAGCCCGCGACUGAGCACGGGCAACACCGAACCCGUCUGGACGCCAGACGUGCACAUCGCCGUCAACGACGGCACCACCAUCAACAGCAACUCAGACAUGAUCGUCAACGCCACCUGCAAGCGCUGCCGCGCGUUGGGGAGCGGCCUCCCUUCCAUCCAAACGUCCGCCGCCGCGCCGAUCAUGUUCGCCGUCGGCCCCAGCCUGGACCUCAACUCGGACGACCUCGACGCCCGCAUCCGACGCCACGCCGCCUACGGCCAAACAACGCUGGACCUAAGCAAGGCCGUGGGGCCGGGCGGCAUCGCGCUCGACGCGGCGGGCAACGUGUCGUCGCCGGCGGCCAGCACGACGCUGGCGCGCGACGACCUGCACUCGGACGGCGACCCCGCCGCGUGGGCGCACGGCAUCCUGUACGCCGUCGUCGCGCUGGCGCUGGCCCCGCUCGACUCGCUUGUCGCCGGCGCGCUCGGCCGUCGCUGGCCGUGCGUGCACGGCGUGUCUGCCUCGCUGUACUUCGCGUUUGUCAUUGGGGCUAUGGUCCCUGGCGUGUUGGUUAGUCGCGAGCAUGUUUUGACGCAGCAGUACCGCACCCCGCACCAGGUCAUCGGCCUGCUGACCGUCGUCGCCAUGGCCGUCAUGUUCCUCUGGGGCUUCGCCCUGUCCUGGAUAACCCGCGCGGCCAAGAGGCGCGGCCAGCAGCCGCCCGAGGGCACCCGGCUGCUGGCGGCCGUCCACCGGUGGGUCAGCCGGCUGAUCUGGGUGCUUCUGCUGGUCAACGUUGGGCUCGGCAUGAAAUUGUCCGAGGAGAAGCUGGCGCUGUGCUUGGCCUAUGCCGCGCUCGCCCUCGGCGUCGUGGUCAUCCUGAUCCCUGUCUACUUCUGCAUCUGGAGGUGCUUGAAGCACAAGGAGAAGAAGGACGAGACUCAUGAGCUCACCAUCUAUGACCACCACUAAGCCUAUGGACGGAGUUGUUUUCCGAGGACAUCGGUUCGGGAGGCGUGGAGUUGGCUGGUUCGCGGGUUGUCCUCUCUGGCGCUGGAUCGUUCCUUGUUAUUUCUGACUGUUGUUCCGGUUAGAUCUGUUCUCGCCCGAAUGUGACAGAGUGUCUUCGAUCAGUCGGUGUAGUUGCACUACUUGACGUUCGCUGCCACAACGACUGACAAG